Oryzias latipes (Japanese medaka) is the source of this 1416-nucleotide messenger RNA. Its product is annotated as GTP-binding protein Rhes. Gene Ontology annotation, molecular function: GTPase activity; GTP binding. NCBI's taxonomy places the organism in Eukaryota, Metazoa, Chordata, Actinopteri, Beloniformes, Adrianichthyidae. The record is from RefSeq and is a predicted model, not a curated record.
CCCGCCACAGGCUGCCGUCUUCUGAUUGGACCCGACCGGAACAAGACGGGGAGGCUCACUCACACAAACAGGCAUAAAACCCGCGCGCACUUCGACAGACACUUGAGGAGGAACUUUAGGACAGAAGUUUGCAGCAGCGGCGCGUUCAGCAGCUGAUAAAGGAGCUGGAAGCCGCUCCUCCUCACCUCCGUCAGCAGGAGAUUUUCAUGGGGUUACGUUUAGCGUGAAGUAAAGGCGACUGUGGACACGUGAGCGCGCUCAGCUUUAACUUUUCCGAAGAGCCCAACAUGUCCUUGGAGGUGAAGGAGAAGACGCAGGUGCGCGUGGUCUUCCUGGGAGCCGCGGGGGUCGGGAAGACGGCUCUCAUCCGGCGCUUCCUGCAGGACUCCUUCGAGCCCAAACACCGGCGCACCGUGGAGGAGCUGCACAGCCGGGAGUACGACAUCGGCGGGGUCAAAGUCACCGUGGAGGUCCUGGACACCAGCGGCAGCUACUCCUUCCCCGCCAUGCGCAAGCUCUCCAUCCAGAACAGCGACGCCUUCGCGCUGGUGUUCGCCCUGGACGACCCGGAGUCCCUGGAGGCCGUCAAGAGCCUCCGGGACGAGAUCCUGGAGAUCAAGGAGGACAAGUACGCGCCGAUCGUGGUAGUGGGGAACAAGGCGGACCGGGACAAGGAGCGCCGGGUGUCCGCCGAGGACGUGCUGGCCACCGUGGAGAUGGACUGGAACAACAGCUACGUGGAGGCGUCCGCCAAGGAGAACACCAACGUGGUGGAGGUGUUCAAGGAGCUCCUGCAACAGGUGAACCUGCCGAGCCGCCUGAGCCCCGCGCUGCGCAGGCGCAGGGAGACCUUCCCGAAGGACACCGACUUCAGGCCGCCCAUGAACAAGACCAACAGCUGCAUCCUGUCGUAGACGAGGAGGCGGACGCUGGCGCACAGCUGCGGCUGCACACACAAUCCUGGAUGUUCGAAUCCCGGAUGAGCGACGGGCGUCCGAGGAGGAGCGAGGCUCUCUUCUGUGUUGUUCAACAUGUUGUUGCUGCUUAUUUGGUGCCACAUGUUGCUGGUGUUUAGAUCAACCGGAGCUGCAAACAUCUGGACAAUGGUUGCUCAUUGUUCGUUUUAAUGUGACUUUUUCCAGUCAAUCACAUGUAGCACAGCAUACGUUUACAAACUCAGCCUAUAUGGUAAAUUUCUAUAAAGGAUGACAUAUUCUCAUGUUUAAAACACAUUUUAAGAAGAGUAAAAUAAAAAUAAAAAUGUCAAAGCACUUUUUCUUUUGAAAUCAAAACAUGUUUUUAUUGUAUAAAUUGUACAUUUUUAAUUACAUAUUUUUUAUGUGCCAUGUAUUCAUAAAACUACUGUGUACAUGAAAUGUUGUAGAUGUUUAAUAAAAAGGUAAAACAACAAAAGAG